Ricinus communis (castor bean) is the source of this 1188-nucleotide messenger RNA. Its product is annotated as fasciclin-like arabinogalactan protein 12. The coding region runs from base 104 to 943 and encodes 279 amino acids. NCBI's taxonomy places the organism in Eukaryota, Viridiplantae, Streptophyta, Magnoliopsida, Malpighiales, Euphorbiaceae. The transcript has a single exon. The record is from RefSeq and is a predicted model, not a curated record.
CCUUUUCACUCAUCAAACACUUGCACUUGCAAACAAGUACUAGUUAGUUCCCUUUACAAUUUUACAUUCAUUUCUAGCUUCACUGCCCGAUAGCACUACAAAGAUGAAGCAACAAUAUUUCUUCUCAUUUUCACUUGUCAUUCUCUUCCUUCAUUGCACCAACAUUCUGGCUCAGAUUCCGGCCGCUGCGCCAGCACAAGGACCAGUAGCUGCAUCUCCACCAGCACCUCCAGUCACAUCACAGCCACCAGCCGCAUCACCAGCACAGCCAUCUUCAGUACCUGCCCCUACCAACGUCACUAAAAUACUUGAAAAGGCAGGCCAUUUCACGGUCUUCAUCCGCCUUCUGAAAUCCACACAAGAGGAAAAUCACUUGCUCACUGUCCUCAAUAACUCAAACAAUGGUCUAACCAUUUUCGCACCAACUGAUGGAGCGUUUUCGACCCUCAAAUCAGGCACUCUCAACAGCCUAACCGAAGAACAGAAGUCCGAAUUGGUGAAGUUUCACGUAGUCCCAUCCUUCCUGUCAACUUCCCAGUUUCAAACUGUGAGUAACCCAGUAGGAACGGAAGCUGGAGCUGGUGGCAGAGUAGCAUUAAACUUCACAGCCUUUCCCAAUUCAGUAAUCAUCACAACAGGACUUACAAAUACAAGCAUUUCUGGCACUGUAUACUCAGACAAUCAACUUGCUGUUUAUCGGGUCGAUAAGGUACUUCUCCCAAUGGACAUUUUCACUCCUAACGCUCCAGCUCCAGCACCAGCUGUACCGGAGAAGAAACCCAAGAAGGAGACUCCUGAUGCUGCAGUGAGUCCUAUUGCUUCUACAACUACUACUCCCACUACUGCUGCUGCUGCAAAUACAUCCGGUGCGAUGAGUUGUGUGCAUAAUCAUGGGGCGAUUCUUGGAGUUCUUGGCAUAGUAGCUGCAAUUUUGUCUUUAUGAGAUGGAGAAAGAUGGUUUCUGGAUUUUGAUUCUUCCGAGUUGGAUUGAGUGAGUGGUAAUCAGCGCUGCGAGUGCUCUUGAAUAAUUGCCAUUUUCCUUCCAGUCCUUUUCGUUUUUUUUUUUUUUUUGAGAAGAUUUGAGUGUGAUUCUAUUAGAAUAGACGUUUGAUAUUUAUACCAUUUCCCUUUUCUUUUCAAAUUUCAUGGAUAUGCAAAUCUUUAAUAAACUUGAAGUCUACUUAAUCA